Messenger RNA from Macrosiphum euphorbiae (potato aphid), 357 nucleotides. The record is from the annotation of a GenBank genome assembly. NCBI's taxonomy places the organism in Eukaryota, Metazoa, Arthropoda, Insecta, Hemiptera, Aphididae.
AUGGAACAAGUUUUGAGCACUGUUCAUUGUUUAUCGAGUGAGAUCCAAAAUUCUAAAAUUUUACUACCCACAGCUAUUAAUUUAGUCAAUUCUUUAAAAGAUGAACUCAUAAAGUAUCGAUCAGAAGAACAAUUUCAAAUUAUUUAUGAAAAAGCUAAAAUAUGUGCACUUAAAAAUAAUAUACCUAUAGAAAGGGACGAUGAAAGAAAUAACCGAUUACGGCAAAAAUACAAACCUUCAAAACAAUUUGAAGAUUAUUUUGUUAUGAGUACUUUGGGACAAUCAAAAAUUACACAGUCAAAGAAUAGUACUAAAAAAAUAAAAACUGAUGUGUUAUAUGAUGUGAUUGACAGGUAA